This is a messenger RNA of Electrophorus electricus (electric eel), 4926 nucleotides long. It is a transcript of the gene plppr3b, whose product is annotated as phospholipid phosphatase related 3b. Gene Ontology annotation, biological process: signal transduction; phospholipid metabolic process; phospholipid dephosphorylation. Gene Ontology annotation, cellular component: plasma membrane. Gene Ontology annotation, molecular function: phosphatidate phosphatase activity. Lineage: Eukaryota; Metazoa; Chordata; Actinopteri; Gymnotiformes; Gymnotidae. The record is from RefSeq and is a predicted model, not a curated record.
UUUACCUUUGGCUGUCUACAUGUCUAAGUAAUUACAUUACAGUCAGUUUCUAGUCAAUACCAGUCGACUAACGGCUAAUAUGCGUGAGAUCUAUAGUUUUCAGGUUCAAUAUACACGAAUUAUAUAAAGUCGAAGACGAUCUAUAAAAACGCCGAGUAUAGACCGUAACGGUGACAGGUGCUCACCAGCCCGUCUUCAUCGAGCCUUGAGGAGGGACGUCGCUUUCUCAGACGUCGCCCACACAACAGCGCUUCAUUUUUCCUUGUCGUAUGGCCGUUAUCUUUCGAGUCCUUACACGUCUCUAUGGUAAACAGCGACUCCGGUGUUGGGGCUGCCCCUUUCCGAGGGACUCCGGUUAACUGGAUUAUUCCCUUCGCUCCGGUGCAGCGGUAGCUGGUGUAGUCUGUACCCCUUCGUGUGCGGUGCGGAACGUGAGCAGAGAGAAGAUUGUAAAUUAAAAGCGCCGCACCUGAACCCGUCAAGGAAAGAAUAGUUUAGGCACCUGAAAAUCAUCUCCGGAGGACCUCCGUGUUAAAUUAGGAAAUAAUCCAUUUUUUUCUCAUAGCAGGUCAGUGUUUGAGAGAAGCUGUAAUGAUGCCCACACGAGAAAAGAUCAAGAAGAAACCCCCCAAAGACAGCUUAACGUUAUUACCCUGCUUCUAUUUUGUAGAGCUGCCCAUCGUCGCCUCGUCCAUGGUGUCGCUGUACUUCCUGGAGCUCACGGACGUGCUGCAGCCCGCGCAGGUGGGCUUCCGUUGCCAUGACCGUGCCCUCAGCAUGCCCUACGUAGAGAGCGGCGAGGAGCUCAUCCCACUGCUCAUGCUCCUCAGCCUGGCGUUCGCUGGCCCCGCCGCAUCCAUCAUGAUUGGAGAGGGUAUAGUGUACUGCAUGCAGUCCAGGCUCAAGAUACGUCCAGGGAACGAAGGCAGCAUCAAUGCCGGGGGCUGCAACUUCAACUCCUUCCUGCGCAGAACCGUGCGCUUUGUAGGAGUUCAUGUGUUUGGUCUUUGUGCCACCGCAUUGGUCACCGAUGUCAUCCAAAUCGCCACUGGCUAUCAUGCGCCCUUCUUCCUGACUGUGUGCAAACCCAAUUAUACCCUCCCUGGAGUGUCCUGUGAGAAAAACCCCUACAUCACUAAAGACAUUUGCUCCGGCCAGGAUCUCCACGCCAUUCUCUCUGCUAGGAAAACCUUUCCCUCCCAGCAUGCAACUCUUUCUUCAUUUGCAGCUGUUUAUAUUUCAAUGUACUUCAACUCCACCAUCUCAGACAGCACUAAACUGUUGAAGCCUGUACUCGUGUUCGCUUUCGCCAUUGCCGCUGCCCUGACUGGCCUCACUCAGAUCACACAGUAUCGCAGUCACCCUGUGGAUGUCUACGUGGGCUUCUGCAUUGGCGCCGGCAUCGCCGCGUACCUGGCAUUCCAUGCUGUCGCUAACUUCAGACCAGCAGAGGACACAGUUCCCCUCCCUGCCCCUCCACCUCCGAAGGAUGCUUUACGAGCUCUGACCCAGCGCGGCCAUGACUCAGUCUACAACAAAGGCCAUACCUCUCAGAGCAAUGAGGAGAUCACAUCACCAGCCUCCCUGGAUGCGCUCAACCGGCCCUUGCAGCGGGAGAAGGCUUCCUUGGGCAGUCUGAAGAGGGCCAGCGUAGAUGUGGAACUCCUUGCGGCCCGCAGCCCAAUGGGUAAGGAGACCAUGGUGACCUUCAGCAACACUUUGCCACGUGCUACAGCCGGGGGCCCCGAGGAGCCGACGAGGCGGCUGGUGACGGUGCCCGUGCCCAUGGACCCCAUGCGUUCGCAGCAGCUGGUCUCCGAGUGGAAGCAGAAGUCAAUGGAGAUGCGCAGUGCCAGCCUGCAGAGCGAGGAGGGCAGCAAGGAAGGCUCUGAAACGGGCGAGGACACCACUGAGGAGGAGAGCACCCCCUCACCAUUGCAUGCUGCAACACCACAGCCCACCAAGCCAGCUAAUCCACCUGCCGGUGCCAGGGUGGUGAUGCCCCCGAGGCCCCCAGGGCAGCCAUCGGUCCCUCCGCCAGUGUCACCCAAAAGUGCCAGCACUCGUGCUAAAUGGCUGUCCAUCACGGAGAAGAGUGCUGCCAACAUUCCAGCUGCCCUCAGGACGGGGAACCAGCCUCGCAUUAUGCAGGUCAUCGCCAUGUCCAAGCAGCAGGGCCUGCUGUCUGGGACGCCCAAAUCGUCCGAGGCCUCGUCCUCUUCUGCCGCCUCCUCGGUCACGGGGGCUGAGUCACCCCCUUACUGCCCCCCAUCUGAGCGUGACAGUGGUUCCAGCAUCGUCACAGUGGACGCUCAUGCACCCCACCAUCCUGUGGUACACAUGGUCUCCAACCCUGCCAACCCCUGGGAGUGGAGGGGGACCUCCAACGGGGGCACAGCUGGGACAUACGAACUCAACGACCUGAACCGCGAGGGCUCCAGAGGCUACCGUCAGGUCAGGAACAGCUCACCAUGCUCUUCGACCAGUGAGGCAGACCACGAGUCAACGCACCCUCCUCAGCACCCCCAGCCUCCGCAUAUCCCCCACCUGGAUCGUGCCGUGGAGGGACGGAGCCUGCGCCGCAAAACCCCCUUGGUGUUCUUAGAUCGGGAGAACACUCAGAGCCAGAACGAGCAGGAGAACUUCUACCGAAAGCUGCAAAGUGGCCGGCGCUUUAAGGAGUGACGUGGCAUUCAGCAGGGCAGCUAACUGCACCAGUGAAGAUGCCGGGGUGGACACAUCUCACUAUGCAUCACUCAGACUCUGUCAUUUUGUAUUUUUGCUUGGUUUUGAUUAAUCUGUUUGCUAGCUGAGGGGAAAUACCUGGGUGGAUGUCAUGCAUCCACAGAUUCCAAAGGAGAAACACUGCAUCAGGAAACCUUACGAGCACAAUGGUCUUCAUUACAUCUCUCCUAGAGUGGAGUGCAAACCAAAUGUGUAACACCAAAAUCCCAGUGAAUGAUCUAUAAUCUGCGUACUGUAUUUACCAAUAUCUCAGAUUUUCAAUUUUCAACAUUGUGAAAUGCAGACUGCAAAAGAUGGAAUUGGUUAUUUUGUAUUGUGGCCUUUUCUCUGUUAAACACUUUUAAUUUGUGUGUGCCUAUGAUGUCAAGUGGAUUUCAUGUGUGUAUUUUAGUAUGGUACUAUUGUAGAAUAUAUUGCCUUGGGGAUAAUAAUACUUUAAGAAGAAACUGAAUAGAGUUUGAAUUGAACUUCUUCUCAUGAAGGAGAGAAAUUGAUUUCUUUGUUUAAAGAAAUGCAUCACUCAAAAAUGCUAAUUUCAUUAAGAGUGGAUUAUAUAUUGUGGCAUGAUAUUUUUUGCAGAAUGCUAACUUGCUCUGAAUACUUUUCACUUAUUGCUAACAGUCUUAGCAUUUCUGAGUGAAGUACACAUUUAAAGGGGAAUGUUACUUUUUCAGCACUUGAGGCUCACAUGUUCAUCCAUUUUUCUGGAUUCAGUUUAUACUCACAUUCAUGUACUUCAUACAAAGAUUUUUCUAAAGUUGGACCCCACUGAAAAACAUAUGGAAAAACAUAUUGAUGGCAUUCUUAAGAAUACUAAAAUCAUGUCAUUUUUCAUCUAUGUUUUGAAUCAGUGGUGAGCAGGUUUCAAGGUGAUACUUUAGAAUGAGAAAUACUCUGAAACUAUCUGAAUUUCUCAGAUUCUGUGGAUUAUUUCUGUGGAAAGUGUUUUGAACCCCAGAGCACUUGGAACAGAACUGAAGGAGGUCCCUGAUCCAGAGGGUCCAUGUGUAAGAAUGAGUGACAUUCCCCCAUAAAAAAAGAGAGUACUCUUAAUAUCGGUUUACAUUUUAAAAACAACAAAAAAGUAAAUUUUUAUUGUCAUUUUGAAGGACUGCAUUUUUCUCAGCACUUAAAAAAGUAAAGCACAGGAAAAUGUCUCAGGUGGCAGAAGACGUACAGUAAUAAGUUCAUAAAAUACGAGCGGGUUAACAAGUGAGCCAUGUCUCGCCUACUUCAGAGGGGUGGGAAAGCCGAUAGACUACUGCAUGUUACGUAAGUGGUUGUCAAGUUGGAAGUUCAGCUGUGUUACAGUGAUGAAUUAAAAUUUGUUAGCCUAUCAGUAACUGUUAUUAUAUUAUGUGGCCAAUGCAGUACACUGAAAGUAUGACACAGCUUGCUGUGAAGAUUCAUAGCUAGUCUCAGAUCACUGCUUCUGAUUGGUCAACGUCCUCUGGUUGUGAUGAUCAUUCUUGGAGUAUUGAUUCAGUCAUGCAAAAAAAAAAAAAAAAUGGGGAAAAAAAGCAGUGUAAUGCAAUAAACGCUACCCUUGUAAAUCAUGUUGACAGGACAACUAGAGUGUGUGUCGUGGUGUGAAGAUAUGCAUGAGCUCAUGAUUUUUUAAAAAACAUUUUGAGAGUUGUGAGUGACAAAUCAAGAACCCCAUUGCUGCUUGAACAACUAUGUAAAUGUCGUGGUUGUUAAUUCGUCAGAGGGGGUUUUGAAGCGUAUGAAUGACAAGUCCAGGAAUAACCCUUUCCCAUUUAGAUUCGGUAACAAUGAGUUUUAUUUGUGUAAUCGUUUAAGUGCUCAGUAUGAAGAAUUGCAGUAAUUUUCAUUGCUUUUGCAGGGUCCCUGAGAAAUGUGCUUGUAAAGUGUUCGUUUGUGAGGAUAGCCCUGAGCAUCUAGCAGCCUGACAGAGACUGAGGCAACGGUCGCUUGAGGCCAGAAUGUGCACUCGGACCAAAAACCCUGACAGAGCCCUCAAAUACAAAUUACCAUGACAACUAGACCCGGAAAGACCACCCACACAAAAUACAUUCACAUGUAUGCAGAUUUUGUCAUGUACAUAAGUAGCUAUGCUGUGAUGGGAAACUUGGAAUUUUAGUAAACCUAACGUCACAACAAAAGUGAAGAACACAAAUUUGAGUAAGAUGCUAAAGUACUUCAUCCUAGUUUAUUUAU